This is a messenger RNA of Nestor notabilis (Kea), 2355 nucleotides long. RefSeq names its product periostin, osteoblast specific factor (gene POSTN). Lineage: Eukaryota; Metazoa; Chordata; Aves; Psittaciformes; Psittacidae. Bases 26 to 2299 code for a protein of 757 amino acids. The record is from RefSeq and is a predicted model, not a curated record. The transcript is spliced from 21 exons.
CUUAUAUGAGUGUUGUCCUGGCUAUAUGAAGAUGGAUGGUACAAGAGGAUGUCCUGCAGUUGCUCCUAUUGAUCAUGUAUAUGGCACACUUGGUAUUGUGGGAGCUACUUCCACACAGCAGUAUUCUGACAUAUCAAAGCUGAGAGAAGAGAUUGAAGGACGAGGAUCAUUCACUUUCUUUGCUCCAAGCAAUGAAGCCUGGGAGCAAUUACAUUCAGAAAUUCACAGGAAUUUGGUUGACAAUGUAAAUAUUGAACUGUAUAAUGCUCUCCACCACCACAUGGUAAACAAACGUAUGUUGACAAAAGAUCUUAAGAACGGCAUGACUCUGGUGUCUAUGUAUAAUGACCAGAAAUUGCUUAUUAACCAUUAUCCUAAUGGGGUUGUUACUGUUAACUGUGCCAGGAUCAUCCAUGGCAACCAGAUUGCUACCAAUGGUGUUGUUCAUGUCAUUGAUCGUGUCUUGACUGCCGUUGGAAAUAACAUUCAAGAUUUCAUUGAAGUUGAAGAUGAUCUUUCAUCUCUUAGAGCUGCUGCCAUCACAUCGGAUGUGUUGGAUACUCUUGGAAGGCCUGGUCAUUACACGCUCUUUGCUCCUACUAAUGAAGCUUUUGAGAGACUUCCAAGGGGAGUCCUAGAGAGGAUUAUGGGUGACAAGGUGGCUUCUGAAGCUCUAGUGAAGUUCCAUAUUUUAAAUACUCUCCAGUGCUCUGAAGCCAUCACUGGUGGAGCUAUCUAUGAAACCUUGGAAGGAAACACAGUUGAAGUUGGUUGUGAUGGUGAAAGUCUGACUGUGAAUGGAGUGAAAAUGGUAAAACGCAAAGAUAUUGUGACAAGCAAUGGCGUCAUCCAUCUCAUUGAUGAAGUCUUAAUUCCUGAUUCUGCCAAGCAAGUCAUUGAGCUUGGUGGUGCCCAGCAGACUACUUUUACAGACCUGGUAGCACAGCUAGGACUCGCAUCUUCUCUAAGACCUGAAGGCCAAUACACUCUUCUGGCACCUCUGAAUGGUGCUUUCUCAGAUGACACCUUAAGGAUGGAUCAACGCCUUCUUAAAACAAUCCUUCAGAAUCACAUUAUAAAAGUGAAAGUUGGGCUCAAUGAACUGUACAACGGACAAGAGCUGGAGACAAUUGCAGGAAAAUUGCUUAGGGUCUUUGUGUAUCGCACAGCUGUAUGUAUUGAAAAUUCAUGCAUGGUCAGAGGAAGUAAAGAAGGAAGGAAUGGUUUUAUUCACAUCUUCAGACAGAUCAUCAAUCCAGCAGAAAAGACAUUGCAUGAAAUGCUGAGGAAUGAUAAGCGUUUUAGUGUUUUCCUCAGUCUGGUGAAAGCUGCAGAUUUAGAUGAUGUUCUGUCACGACCUGGAGAAUGGACUCUAUUUGUUCCUACUAAUGAUGCCUUUAAAGGUUUAACUGAUGAUGACAAGGAUAUACUGAUAAGAGACAAAAAUGCUCUCAGGAAUAUUCUUCUUUACCACUUGACACAAGGAGUUUUCAUUGGAAGUGGCUUUGAACCUGGUGUGACAAACAUUCUUAAAACCAUCCAAGGAGGGAAACUCUACUUGAAAACAGUGAAUGAUACCCUCCUGGUUAAUGAACUCAAAUCAAGAGAAUCUGAUCUCAUGGCAACCAACGGUGUCAUUCAUGUUAUUGAUAAACUCCUAUAUCCAGCAGAUCUGCCUGUUGGAAAUGAUCAGUUGCUCACAAUCCUGAAGAAGCUGAUUAAGUACAUUCAAAUUAAGUUUGUUCGUGACAGUACCUUCAAAGAGAUUCCACUGACAUUUUACAACCCAUCUAACACACAGCUCACUAAAUUUAUUGAAGGGGAACCUGAGUUCAAAAUAGUCAGGGAAGGGGAGACAGUAACUAAAGUGAUUCAUGGAGAACCAAUCAUUAAAACAUACACCAAAAUCAUUGAUGGGCGACCUGUGGAAGUGACAGAGAAAAAAGUCACAGAAGAAAGAAUUAUUCAAGGUCCUGAAAUAAAAUAUACCAGAAUUACGGCAGGUGGUUCAGACAACGAAGAAAAGUUAAAGAAAUUGCUUGAAGAAGAGGUUACCAAGGUGACCAAAUUUAUUGAAGGUGAUGGUCAUUUACUUGAAGAUGAAGAAAUCAAAAGACUUCUGCAGGGAGCUGGAACUGAGUACACCAAGGUUACUAAAGUAAUUGAGAGAGAGCCACAGAUUAUCGAGAGAGAAAUCAAGAAAGUCCAUCUGGAAGAAGCACCUAUACGGAAGGCACAACCAACCAGGAGGACACAAGGGGGAACACCAAGAAGGAGGACAAGACUAGCUAAUCACUAAAAGCUUUCCAAGAUAGAAUCCAUAAAAUUACAAAAUAACAGCAUGGUCUUUGACAG